This is a messenger RNA of Engraulis encrasicolus (European anchovy), 7717 nucleotides long. RefSeq names its product phospholipase C like 5 (gene plcl5). The record is from RefSeq and is a predicted model, not a curated record. The transcript has 7 exons. The coding region runs from base 749 to 4396 and encodes 1215 amino acids. Gene Ontology annotation, biological process: lipid metabolic process; release of sequestered calcium ion into cytosol; phosphatidylinositol-mediated signaling. Gene Ontology annotation, molecular function: phosphatidylinositol-4,5-bisphosphate phospholipase C activity. Lineage: Eukaryota; Metazoa; Chordata; Actinopteri; Clupeiformes; Engraulidae.
CCCAUACGCGAGAACAGCGAGAUCUCUGUCCUUCCACUAUUUCCUCUCGAGCGCGCGGCACGACACUGUUUGUCUGCACCCCACGGAAGCAGAAGCACAUGUGGAAACAUCGUCUGUCACCCGACAGGAAAGUGAGCGACUGUGUGCGCCGUAACGGCGAGUCGGUGAGAGGAAGACCAGUGAGGUGAGAACAAAAGUAUAGGGAGCGCACAGGGGUGGAAGAGAAGAGAAAAGGGGGAGUCAUCAUCAAGGGCAUAUUUUACGCACCCUGAUUCGCUAACCGUGAUUGGUGUGCUUACAACUGAGAUUCUGUGGAUUCAGAACAUUACUGGCAGCAUAGAGCUGCGUGUUUGUUUAUGGGCUAACUUCACAUUAGCUCGGAGCUAUUUAUUGUUGUUCUGUUGGGAGGAGUUGGCAAAGGACACCGCAUGUUGCCAGCAGCCCCAGCUAAUCAAAGCAGAUCUCGCCGCGAAAGCCAUCUGCGCAUUUCGUGCUGCUGAGUGGUGGAGAAGAGACAGCAAUAUCGGAGUUUAAGGACCGUCUCUGCCUUUUGGUAUAGGCAGCCUUAACACAUCUAAUUUUCUAAGCCAAAGCUGCGUUGAAAACCUGCGGUGUGCGCCUCUUUUGCUAACAGAUUUAUGGGGCUCCCUUAAGGCUAAUGGUUUCACUGUGCUUCUUCAAGCCAAAGGGUUGACCCGGUACUAGCGAAAUGUUGGAAUCCAAGGUGUUUCUGUAACAGCGGUGAACCAUGGCAGGGCUGCAGGCUUCAGACGCGGUCUCGGGAGCAUAUCUGGAUCCCCCUUCUCCGGACGCGGCGUCCCAGCCACAGAGCCCCGGAGUUCUCAUCGGUGUGGCUGGCUUGAACCUCAAUGACGCCGCAGCCGUAAUGACCCCAACUGGGACACGGACCUAUUUGGACGUGUCCCCCGUCACCAUGCUACCUGGAGGGUUCCCGGUUCUCGGGGCCGACGGGGUGUACACCAACGGGAGGUGUAAAGACCACGGGAGCCCCAGGGUCGGCAGCCGGAGCCGUGACAGCUCUUCGGACCGAAGCCUCAGCGGGGCCACCACGCCAUGCGGCAUCAUGAAGGAUGGCUCCAAGCAGAGGCAGUCGCGCAAGAAGACGGUGUCCUUCAGCUCGAUGCCGAGCGACCGCAAGAUGAACAGCACGGCGGCCUGCAUGGCCUUCAUGACGGAGGGCUGCGAGAUGAAGAAGGUGCGCUCCAACUCCCGCAUGUACAACCGCUACUUCGUGCUGGACCCCGACAUGUGCUGGCUGCGCUGGGAGCCCUCCAAGAAGGACUCGGAGAAGGCCAAGCUGGAGAUCAAGAGCAUCAAGGAGGUGCGUCUGGGCAAGAAGACCCCCGUGCUGCGCAGCAACGGCCUGUCGGACCAGUUCCCCGACGAGUGCGCCUUCUCCAUCAUCUACGGCGAGAACUACGAGUCGCUGGACCUGGUGGCGAGCACGCCGGACGUCGUCAACACCUGGGUGAUGGGCUUGCGCUACCUGGUGUCCUACGGCAGGCACGCGGUGGACGCGGCCGAGCCCGGAGAGCCGAGCCUGCGCACGUCGUGGAUCGGGUCCGUGUUCGAGCUGGCUGACGCCGAGAAGCAGGGCCACGUCGACCUGCUGAGGGCCACGCAGAUCAUCAAGGGCCUGAACCCCGGCAUGAAGGAGUCGAGGAUCGAGCUGAAGAUCAAGGAGCUGCAGAAGGCGAAAGACGAGUACGGCGAGGACAUCAACGCCGACACGUUCUUGGAGGCCUACUGCGAGCUCUGCACCCGGCCUGAGGUCUUCUUCCUCAUGAUGCAGUUCUCCAGCAACAAGGAGUACCUGGACAGCAAGGACCUGAUGCUGUUCGUGGAGGUGGAGCAAGGCAUGGAAGGCGUGACCGAGGAGAUGUGCCAGCACAUCGUGCAGCGCUUCGAGCCGUCGACCGAGGGCCGGGAGCGGGGCUGCCUGUCCAUCGACGGCUUCAACCACUACCUGCUGUCGCCCGAGUGCCACAUAUUCGACCCGCAGCACAAGCACGUGUGCCAAGACAUGUCUCAGCCGCUGUCGCACUACUACAUCAACUCCUCGCACAACGCCUCGCUUCUGGAGGAUCACUUCUGGGGCUCCUCGGACAUCUCUAGCUACGUACGGGCCUUGCGCAUGGGCUGCCGCAGCCUGGAGGUGGUGGUGUGGGACGGGCCGGACUGCGAGCCCGUGGUGUACGUGGGCAGCUCCGUGGCCUCCCAGCUCGCCUUCGGCAAGGUGCUGGACGUCAUCAACCAGUACGCCUUCGAGAGCUCAGAGUACCCGUUGAUCCUGUGCUUGGUCGUCCACUGCUGCGUGCCUCAGCAGAGGGUCAUGGCUCAGCACAUGAAGAAGAUCCUGGGCGACAAGCUCUUCACGGAUCCGCCGAGCCCGGAGGAGCAUUACCUCCCUUCCCCCGAGAGGCUGAAGGGAAAAAUCCUUCUCAAGGGCAAACGUCUUCCUCCCAACUACCCUGACUCAGAGGGGGAGGUAACGGACGAGGAGGAGGGAUUAGACAUGUCGAGGAGGUUAGUGGGUGCUGAGGAAAAGGACAGUUUCAAUGGGAUCGGGUGCAAGCGCCUGCGUCUGUGCAGGGAGCUCUCGGACCUUGUCUCGCUUUGUAAGUCAGUGCAGUUCAGGGACUUUGAGACCUCCAAGAGGGAGCAGAGGCACUGGGAGAUGUGCUCGUUCAACGAGGUGGACGCCAACCGCUUCGCCAAUGAGUUCCCAGAGGACUUUGUGGGCUACAACAAGCGCUUCCUGUCGCGGAUCUACCCCACGCCGAUGCGCAUCGAUGCCAGCAACAUGAACCCGCAGGACUUCUGGAAGUGCGGCUGCCAGAUCGUGGCCAUGAACUACCAGACGCCGGGCCUGAUGAUGGACCUCAAUCUCGGCUGGUUCCGGCAGAACGGCAACUGCGGCUACGUGCUGCGGCCCGCCAUCAUGCGGGAGGAGGUGUCGUACUUCAGCGCCAACGCGCGGGACUCCCUGCCCGGCGUGUCGGCGCAGCUCCUGCACAUCAAGGUGAUCAGCGGCCAGAACCUGCCCAAGCCGCGUGGCUCGGCUGCCAAGGGGGAUGUGGUGGAGCCGUACAUCUACGUGGAGAUCCACGGCAUCCCGGCCGACUGUGCCGAGCAGCGCACCAAGACCGUCUCGCAGAACGGCGACAAUCCCAUCUUCGACGAGAGCUUUGAGUUCCAGAUCAACCUGCCGGAGCUGGCUGCUCUCCGCUUCGUGGUGCUCGACGAUGAUUACAUCGGAGACGAGUUCAUCGGUCAGUACACCAUCCCAUUCGAAUGCCUACAGCCGGGCUACCGCCACGUCCCCCUGCAGUCACUCACGGGGGAAUUCCUGCCCAACACCACCCUGUUUGUGCACGUGGCCAUCACCAACCGGCGCGGAGGGGGCAAGGCGCACAAGAGGGGCCUGUCGGUACGCAAGGGCCGCAAGGCGCGCGAGUACACCUCCACCAAAACCACGGGCAUCAAGGUGGUGGACGAGCUCUUCCGGGCCUCCACACAACCACUCAGGGAAGCCACCGACCUCCGAGAGAAUGUGCAGAAUGCCAUGGUGUCCUUUAAGGAGCUGUGUGGCUUGGCUCCGGCGGCCAACAUGAAGCAGUGCAUCCUGACGGUGUCGUCCUGGCUGCUGAACAGCGAGCGCUCCCUGCGGGUCACCAUGGACCUGAGCGAGGCCUACCCCACCAUGGAGGCCCAGGGCCAGGUGCCAGAGCUGCUGCGCAAGGUCCUCAACGCCUACGACACGAUGAUCCAGACCAGCCGCACUCUAAUCGAGUCAGCAGACGGCGUCUACGCCAAACUCACACAAGCACAACGAGCAGGGUUGGAUUUCCACGAGGACCUGCACCGCAUCGGGGCCAAGGAGGGGCUGAAGGGCCGCAAGCUGCACAAGGCCAUGGAGAGCUACGCCUGGAACAUCACCGUCCUCAAGGGCCAGGCUGACCUGCUGAAGCAUGCCAAGAGUGAGGCGGUGGACACGCUGAGGCAGAUCCACUGCGCGGCUCAGUCCUGCGGCCUGGUGAAGAAUGGCGCCUUCCCCGCGGGCGGCCCCUCCGCUGGCGUGGGCGUGGGCGUGGGCGUGGGCGUUGGAGUUGGCGUGCCAGCCUCCUCCUCCUCCACCCUCCUCGUCGGCCCUGGUGGUGCCGCUGCUGGUGCCACUGCCACCGCCGCCGCCGCUGGCGCUGCUGCUGCUUACGGAGCCGCCUCCUCGCCGGCCUCACUGAUGCCCAGCUCUCCGCUGCCUCCCCCGCCACCCUCGCCCCACGCGCUCCACCUGCCUCGCCUCGCCUCCCUGCACACCAUCCCCGAGAGCGACGCCCACGACCACCGGCACCGCGACCACUCGCCCGCAUACUGAACACACUGCACACGCUCACACACACACACACACACACACGCACGCACGCACACACACACACACACGCACACACGCACACACACACACACACCAUCCACGACAACUCACCCACAUACUAAACACAUUGCACACACACACACACACAUGCACACAGACCAUCCACGACCACUCACCCGCAUACUAAAAACUGUGUGUACGCACACGUACUGUAUGUGUGGGUGUGUAUACAGACACACACACACACACGCUCACACACACUGCACACACACACACACAUGACAACAGACACACUCAAACAUCCACAACCACUCGAACACUUACUAAAGAAACACACACACAUGCAUAGACACACACACACACACACACACACACACACACACACACACACCAUCCACGAGAGCGAGGCCCACGACUGCACACGCACACACAUGCUUGUGUCCACACGCGUGCACACAAACCCGGAUAUUGACUCUUUCACAUACAUCACAUUAACACAUGCACAAAUACGAACACGUGAAAUACACACGCACAUACUGAAAACACACAGGGACAACCACCCCAUUUUUAUUUUGACCGAUUGGUUUUAGCCUUUCAUCCCACCUCUCGUUUUCUCUCCCUUGUUCAGUUUUCAUCUCAAAGUGCUUUCUUUUUCUCUUGUUUGUUUGGCACACAUCUCCUUUGCCUCUCUGUCCGUGUCCAAAACGCUUCCACGUUCCCUACAUAGUGUACUAAAGAGGGCACAAGAGGCCUCACUUUGUUCCUUACAUAAAGUUCACUACAGUAUGCAGUGAGCAAGUGAGCAUUUUGGAUGGAGCUUCAGUGUGCGUUCCAAUAUGCGACCUUGCGUCCUCCACUUGUGCUUGUGGCCUCGUACCAGGAAGUGAUAUGUCAUGAUGACAUCACUGACAACAGCAAUAUACAGUAUUUCAAUAUCUCGCAAAAGCUCAAUGGUAAAGUAAUUUUCUCAUUUGCACACUGGAUGGUGAAUGAAAAAUAUUCCCCCCAAAAUUGUUUUGGCUAGGCUGACCGCGGGGAAACUUAUUUGUUUUCUCCACGGAGGAGGGGCCAGGAGACGUGGCGAGGCCACAAGCACAAGUGGAGGACCCAAGGUCGCAUAUUGGAAUGCACACCAUUACUUCCUGUUCCUUGAACUGGCGGCCAUUUUGAGCCGAUAGCAGAGAAUCGUAUAUGAGAGUGAGAUAAAGCAGGCGGGUUCUUUUCCGGUAUCCACUUUACGUCGGGUGAACGCCCCUUUAGGAGACCUUCAAUUAGGAGACCUUCGGAGUCUUGAGGUAGAGAAUAAAUGGAGUCCCCUUAGCGCUGUAGAUGGCGGUAGCGCACGUCUUGUGCAAACACCACGAAAAGAGAAGAAGAAGGAGGGACAAUGCCCCCUUAGGAGAGCAAAUUUUGAGCACACGCUUUUGCAUUGAGUGGGCGUGUUUCGAUUCCUCUUAUUAUACUGUAUAUCCAACCUCUUUGCCAUUACUUCCUGUUCCUUGAACCGGCGGCCAUUUUGAGCCGAUAGCUUAGCUUAGCUUAGCUUCUCUCCAGAGGGAGCGGAAGAGGAAACACUCUCCAUUCCCUGGGUGGAAAAAAAACGUAAACUGUAUUCUCUCCUUCAAAGCCCUUAUUGCACAAAACAUUGUGGCUUUUAUUUCUUGCAAAGGAACAGAUGACUGAACAGAGGACUACUUUCACUGAGACACUUUGUUCAAGCCUGACACAGUCAAGUCAGGGACACACACACACACACACACACACAUAUACCGUUCUUCUUCUCAGCAAUGUUAAUUUUACCGACACACUUUUUUUUGCUUUGGCAAAACUCAACUUGGACCUAUAGGAACACAUCAGCAGGGGUGUGUGCAUCUUUUAAUGCACUAUAAUAUAGAAUGACCUCACUGGAACUCCACAGUGGAGAGACUAUUGUUAGCUCACACGUCUAUCUUUUUUUUGCCUUUUUCGCUUUGUUUGCCUACUUGUUUUUAUUUCCUUUCUAAGAGAUUUUUUACUGCUCUGCAGUAGGCCUUUGCUUGGCCUUGUAAAAGUGGUGUGUGUGUGUGCGUGCGUGUGUGUGUGUGUGUGCGUGCGUGCGUGAGCGCACGUGUGUGUGUCUGUGUGUGCACUUGUGUGUGUGCACUUGUGUGUGUGUGUGUGUGUGUGUGUGUGUGUGUGUGUGUGUGUGUGUGUGUGUGUGUGUGUGUGUGUGUGUGUGUGUGCGCAAGAAAAAGAAAUAUUGUUGUCAGUUCUCCAAAAGAAAAACUCUUAAAUGAUGUUCUUUUUUUUUUCAAACUGGAAAUGAUGUAACUGCUAUUAAUAAUGCACCAUGAGUGUGGAGAGAGCAGAGCUGAACUGAACUGUGGGAUGUAUAUUAUAUUAAGGAGAGCCAAUGGAUCUAGUUCCGCUGUCCCUUAUAAACAAACUCAGCCGAUAGUAUCAACACCAGGACCCUACUGAACGCCAACAAUCCAUCCUUUCCAACCGGCUUAGUAAUAAGAAAAUAAACCAACAGGACUUAAGUAGGUGGACACUAUUACUACUACUGUACCGGAACACUCUCCUUUACAAGAUGCUCUGCUACUAAUGAUUAAUACGAUUAUUUUAAAAAACUGAUAACUGUUACUAUUGUCCAUAGGUAUAUUAAUAUCCCUCCCAAUUGUUUUUUUAUAUAUAUAUAUAUAAAAUGUGGUCCACGUGACUGCUGCCGGGAGAGCUGUCUGUUCAGUAACUGGGAGGAAACAGAAUGACUGAAUGACUGACUGUGGUCCAAUGAAACAAGAGUGUGGCGCUUCUAGAAUGCUCCGGAAGGCUCCGGAACAGCCCCAUUCACAGACCCUGGUGUGGAGCGGCGUGGCUGGGGCAGGCGUGUCUGUGCUCCUGCGUUUGAGGGGCCACACCAGUUAGGCUAAUGAGAGGAUCUACUACUGCUGCUGGGGGCUGGUGGUGCUGCUAUGGGGCACACUAUGGGGCACACCAUGGCGCCCUUACGCCAUCCGACUUCCUCCACCGCCAUUUUGGGGACUCGUUACGGCGACACGCAAGCGGCACCAUCACGUCUGCAGCGGCCGGCCGACUUCAGGCUGGCUGGAUGACAGACGACAAGUCAGGGACAAGAAAUGUCCCCCUCGCGAUCUCCUGCGUGACGCGAGCGGGUGGUUAUCGACAGGGUUUGGUGUUCUCAAGUGUCUGUGACGUACGUGCGUGCGUGUGUGUGAUGAUCCAUGUUCGAAGUCGUCAAGUCUGUCUCUGGUCCAGGUGGAGAUGUAGUCUCUUUUGUAAUUAAAAUACGUUUGGGAGUAUUCAACUGGAGCACAGUGUCUU